CUCUUCAGAUGAUCCUAUUUUCAGCCUGCUGUAUCUGUGGGUUGAUCAGUGGGAUCCUAAACUUCCAGUUUGUGCGUGUGGUGGCAAAGCGUCCCGAUGCCCUGCCGUCCCUCUACCUGGCCAUCAUGGUGCUGGCCUGCCUGGGCAUCGGAGUGUCCAUCCUGUUUACCUGGCUCACCUGUCGUCUGGCCAGCAGCGAACAGCAGAGGAUGUACCUGGAGAGAGAGCUGUCCCUGCACCACUCCCAUGAGAUGAGUGAAAAGGAGUUGGCUGAGAGAUCUGAGAGAGCAGCCAGCAUUCCCCAGAUCUCCUUCAAUGGAAAGUCCUCCCCUCCAUUGUCAUUAGGCUGAAGCCCAGCUGUGUUACUGCAUUCAAAGCAACAUGGAGACAAUGUUGGUUUCAUACAACACCAACGGUG
This is a messenger RNA of Salvelinus sp. IW2-2015, 418 nucleotides long. Its product is annotated as transmembrane protein 196-like. The record is from RefSeq and is a predicted model, not a curated record. NCBI's taxonomy places the organism in Eukaryota, Metazoa, Chordata, Actinopteri, Salmoniformes, Salmonidae.